CGGCUGGCCCCAUCUGUAAGGGAGGAUAUCAGAGGCGGAGGGACUGGAGGAGACGGCGGCGGUGGCGGAGGAGGCGGCGGCGCUUCGAUCAGUCGGCGAAGGAAGAGAAGACCAGCGAGAUUAUUUAUUUUUGUACUACAUUUGCGAUUAUUAUUGUAUACAUCCCGGAUCCUGGAUCCCGCUGGCUUUAGAAAUUAGAAAUGACGACGACGGAAUCCUCAACAGAUCCAACAACAACAACUAGUCUCAGUCAUGCCGCCUCUCUUCUCCGCGCCGGCGCUCCACCGCCGCCGCCUUCUCCGCCACGCCGCCGCAUUCGCCCUUGUGCUCCUCGCCGUCGCCCUCCUCUUCCUCCUCCUCGUACACCCCCGCUCGCUCGGCACCCCUUCCCCUUCCCCGUCCUACGGCCACCGCCUCCCCACGCUCGUCGACCUCACCCUAGUCCACGGCGCCAAGGAGAAGGGCGCUGUCUGCCUCGACGGGACCCCGCCUGGGUACCACUGGCUGCCAGGCUUCGGCGACGGAUCUAACAAAUGGCUCCUCCACCUAGAGGGCGGGAGCUGGUGCAGGAAUCGCACGUCCUGUGAUCAUCGCAAGAAAACCAGUCUUGGCUCAUCUGCUUACAUGGAAACCCGGGUCGAGUUCGUCGGCAUCCUGAGCGACGACAAGGCCCAGAACCCAGAUUUUUACAACUGGAACAAGGUCAAGAUCAGGUAUUGUGAUGGUGCCUCCUUAUCUGGAAAUGUCCAAGAUGAACACCAGUAUGGCGCCACUUUCUUCUUCAGAGGCCAGCGCAUCUGGGAGGCCGUCAUGGCUGAACUUCUACCCAAGGGUCUAGCCCGUGCUAAACAGGCUUUUCUUACAGGAUGCUCUGCAGGUGGUCUAUCCACAUACAUUCACUGUGAUGAUUUCCGUGCACUUUUACCAAAGGAUUCUACUGUUAAGUGUCUUGCAGAUGGUGGUUUUUUUCUUGACGUGGAAGACAUUUCUGGGAGAAGGUAUAUGCGGGGCUUCUAUAAUGAUGUUGCUCGUCAACAGGAUUUGCGGAAACGGUUCCCUGGUUGUAGUUCAGAUAUGGAACCAGGGCAGUGCUUUUUCCCACAAGAAGUGGCGAAAGGCAUCACCACCCCAAUGUUUAUUCUCAAUCCAGCAUAUGAUGUUUGGCAGGUAGAGCAUGUCUUGACUCCAGACGGAUCUGACCCUCAAAAUCUGUGGCAAGAUUGCAGAAUGGAUAUUACCAAGUGUAAUACGAAACAGCUUGAAAUUCUACAAGGUUUUAGAAAAUCACUGCUUGAUGCUAUAAGUGAAUUCAAGAAGAAAAGGGGCUGGGGCAUGUUCAUUGAUUCAUGCUUUAUACAUUGCCAAUCCAUGAAGUCUUUGGCUUGGCACUCCCCAUCUGCUUCGAGAAUAAACAAUAAGACUGUGGCUGAAGCGGUGGGCGACUGGUUCUUUGAUCGGAGAGAGGUGAAGGAAAUAGACUGUGAAUAUCCGUGCAACCCAACAUGCUUCAAUGUUGUUCUUGAACAACCCUAUCAGGAAGGCUGACAUGUGGUUCUUCGCCGUUGUAGUUUACCGAUGAUUUGAAGCAGAAUAUACCCACCCCUAUGGGGCUCUCAGAUACAGUAUGUCCAGUUGAAUGGGACACACACUAGUAGUAGUGCACCUCUUGAGGACCGUUCAAACAUAGAAAUAUUGACAAGAUCUUGCCGUGUUGAUGCCUCUAUCAGUUUGAUGACAUAGGCCCUGUUUGGAUGCUUCAGGCUAUUAAAUAGCCCGAAGGAUCCAAACAAGGCCAUACUAUAUGGGUAUGGCAUGCCCAACUUGGCAGUGACCAGAGUGUGUUUGUCCUUGUUAGAUGAAGCUGGAAUGGAACGUAAGACUGGCAAGUACACCUGAUGGCGUUGAGCCGGUUUUUCUUCCAUUGGUUUGGUUGGGAUUAUGUCAAACAUAUGUGUUGCUGUCUGCUUGUCCUCUUGACAGGUAAGUUGUCCGGUCUAAGCACGCAAUUUGUUGGAAGAUUUGCACAUACACUUGUUUC
Messenger RNA from Oryza sativa Japonica Group (Japanese rice), 2038 nucleotides. The record is from RefSeq and is a predicted model, not a curated record. NCBI's taxonomy places the organism in Eukaryota, Viridiplantae, Streptophyta, Magnoliopsida, Poales, Poaceae.